GACAAACGUCGAUCAACAGCUGUCCUUGUCCCGCCUACUUCUCUCUACCGUCCAAUCAGAGACUACGUUGCUUUGUUGUCGUACGUGUGCUGACAGCGGAACUGAACAAUCGAGGAGGCUAUCUACCAUAAACCAACACAACAAGAUGGAGGUGGAGCAGCUCCUGUCUCUGUCAGGCUCGGCACUGGCCCAGGCUGUCAGCUCUCUGCUGGAGACCCCAGGCCUCUACGUUUUCUCUGACAUCCUGGAGCUCCCUAACGUCAGAGAGCUGGAGAAUGGGCCUCAUGCACCGGUGUACCAGCUCCUGAACCUCUUUGCCUAUGGAACCUACUGCGACUACAAAGAGAGAGCAGCCUCUCUUCCAGAGCUGACCCCAGCACAGAGAAACAAACUCCGUCAUCUGUCCAUCAUCAGCUUGGCUUCAAACCUCAAGUGCCUGCCGUACUCGCUGCUCCUGCAGCAGCUUGAGCUGAAGAAUGUGCGGGAGUUGGAGGACCUGCUGAUCGAGGCUGUUUACUGUGACAUCAUCCAGGGCAAACUGGACCAGAGGAACCAGCAGGUGGAGGUAGACUGCAGCGUGGGUCGGGACCUCGGACCCAACGAGCUCCCCAACAUAAUCAACACGCUGCAGGAGUGGUGUACAGGAUGCGAGGCGGUGCUGUGUGGCAUCGAGGAGCAGGUGUCAAGGGCGAACCAGUACAGAGAGAGCCAGCUAAAGGUUAAAGUCCAAGUGGAAACAGAGGUGUCAAACCUACAGAAGACGUUAAAGGCCAGCGCUGCCUCUCCGUCGUCAGGGCCCGCCCCUGCGGGAGCCGCCUCCAAUCAGGACGCAGACCAACCGGCGGAGCCACGUGACCCCGCCUCCUCUCAGGAACCUCGACAACCAGGCAAAAAAAGUUCAAAGGUGAAAGGGCUGCGUGGCAGUGGGAAGAUCUGGUCCAAGUCCAACUGAGGACAAGAGACUGAGGUGUGGCGACAGUGGCACUGAUGGACACUCUCACUAAUUAACGGACACAAGGACAUGUUGACGGACAAAUGGAUACAUUAAGAGAUGCGAGCACUGUUUCACAGACACCCUCGUCACGUACGCUUGCUACAGUACAACCAGGAAGCUUCAUGGGAACUUUUCUAAUCACCAGAUCUCCGCUUGAUGGAUUCAGAAACACACACUGGCUGAUGGAUAAAACAGGUGUGACAUCCACUCUUGCAGUUGUUUAAAGCCCAACAGGUGGACUGUCAGUGUAAAUACACAUAGCACUUGUAACUCACGGAGACAGAAUGUGCGGCAGGAGUCAGUUGCCUUUGUCCAGAAACAGGAAUCAGUGUAUUUGACGCCUAUGUGUGUGUGUGUGUGCAUCUCUGUUGGUUUAAAAUGCUUUCUUUUGAUUUAGAUUGAUUCUAUGUUGCUUUGUAUUUUCUCUCUGCUGAGUUGAGACAUGUAUAAAAUCAGAAUAUAAAUUGUUGGAAAAUAAAAUGAAGCCGUGUAUCUUGA
Mugil cephalus (flathead mullet) is the source of this 1492-nucleotide messenger RNA. RefSeq names its product COP9 constitutive photomorphogenic homolog subunit 7A (gene cops7a). Bases 146 to 952 code for a protein of 268 amino acids. Gene Ontology annotation, biological process: COP9 signalosome assembly. The transcript has 8 exons. Gene Ontology annotation, cellular component: COP9 signalosome. The record is from RefSeq and is a predicted model, not a curated record. NCBI's taxonomy places the organism in Eukaryota, Metazoa, Chordata, Actinopteri, Mugiliformes, Mugilidae.